GAUUUAUAAAGUUGACUAUUUAGGUUAUAAAGCUCCGAAGACCACCUUUGAGCCAACCACAAUCCGACCAACACCCAACCAACUCAUCGAUGGCUGGCCCCGCGCCUCGAAAAGCCGUACUAGUGGAUUGAGGGAUUCGGUCUGAUCGCGGUGUUUACGGAGUAAGCACUGUCGAUGAUCUAGCCCGAACAGGAAAACUCAAGCCCCAAUUUGCGCACAGCAGGCUACCAGCUGCCCUGGGCUAGGGUAGUGCCGAAGACAUACAUAGCACAGCAUGACUGCACCCGGCGUGUUUCGAAAUGCUCCAUCACAAACAUCAUCGCAUUGCCUUUGGUACGGAAGCGCAAAAGCAUUUGUCAUCUAUGUUCUGUGUGACUGCGUGUUGGGUUUUGAUUUUAUUCUACUCAUUAUGAGUCAGGCCGACUCGGAUUACUGAAGACCGUCGCUAUUUCAUCUCUUCGACCUACAGUUCAGCUUUCAAUUGCGUCAUCUGGGCAAACCAUCGAGACGACCACUUGCAAUGACUUCGCCACCAGAGGCAUCAGAGUCUCCGGACAGAGAUGACAAGGAAACGGUUGAGAAGCAUGCACCACCGCCUGGUCCACCCGGCGGAACGCCCCCGCCGAACGGCGGCACGCGGGCAUGGCUGCAGGUAUUUGGUGCUUUUGGCGUCUUCUUCAACACAUGGGGGCUGCUCAACACGUUUGGUGUCUUCCAGACGUACUACGAAACCGGCGAGCUCUUCGUCGAGUCCUCGUCCAACAUCUCCUGGGUCGGCUCGAUCCAGGCCUUCCUCGUGCUCACGGGCGGGCUCAUCAGUGGGCCGCUCUAUGACAGGGGCUUCCUGCGCGUCCUCAUCGCCGUCGGCGCGUUCCUUGUCGUGUUCGGGCACAUGAUGCUGAGCCUGGCAACGCAGUUCUGGCAGGUGGUCCUCGCCCAAGGCUUCUGCAUCGGCCUGGGCGCUGGCCUCAUGUUCACGCCCUCCGUCACCGUCUUGCAGUCCUACUUCAGCACCAAGAUAGGUCUGGCCUCUGGCAUUGCCGCCGCCGGCAGCUCGUUCGGCGGCAUCAUCUACCCCAUCGUGCUGUACCGGCUGGUAGGCGAGAUCGGAUUCCCCUGGAGCGUGCGCGUCAUCGGCUUCAUAUGCCUGGCCACUCUCAUACCGCCGAUGGUAUUCUUGCGCCAGCGGGUGAAGCCUCCACGAGUUCGUGCCAUGUUCGACACCACUGCCUUCUCUGACGGCGGAUGGCUCCUGUUUACCUUCGGCUGCCUGCUGGGGUUCGUCGGCCUCUAUGUCAUGCUUUUCUACCUUUCGUACUACGGGCUGGCGACGGGCACCGUUGAUUCGUCUAUGGCUUUCUACAUUGUGCCCAUUUUUAACGCCAUGUCCAUGUUUGGACGGACUCUGCCCAAUUGGCUUUCCGACAAGACGGGCCCGCUCAACGUCCUCAUUCCAUGUGCUUUGAUCUGUGGUUUGCUAGUCCUCUGUAUGCAGGCAGUGCACACUCUGGCAGGUUAUGUCUUGAUUGCCAUCUUUUUUGGCUUCUUUUCCGGUGCUUUCAUUGCGCUCCCGACCGUCGUCUACAUCAUCCUUACGGAGGACAAGUCGAGAAUCGGGACGAGAAUCGGAAUGGGUUUCUCGCUACUUGGUCUGGGUAUUAUCAUCGGUGGUCCAGGCGGUGGGGCGAUCCUUGGCGCGGAUCAAGACUGGACCUCCACAUGGAUCUUUGGCGGUGUCAUGCUGCUUGCUUCUGGUGCUACCUUGACAAUCCUUCGUAUUUGGAGGUACGGGGUCAAGUUGAACACUAAGGCGUGAGGCCUGUCGACUGUGGCUUGUUAUAUACAAGACAAUAACCCUUGGGAACGAUUGUACUGUGUCCCAUUGGUAGGAUCGGGCCAAACACUUGGCCCCUUCAUCUGCAAUCUGAAUACUUUAGACACUUUUGAACCAAAGAGGAAACACUUAAGGCGUUACAGGGCUGGUAACAACUACAACUUACGUUAUUACAUCACUUCCCAGGCUACCUAAGUAGAAUGCAAAAUAUUAUUGGUGACUACUGGUAGACGGACAUUCAAGUUGUACCUAGGUACCUUGUGUUAUUUUCCGUUGGGAGUGGUAUUUUCGCAUGGCCUCUUUCUUGCUGCUAGGAUC
Messenger RNA from Diaporthe batatas, 2152 nucleotides. RefSeq lists its product as uncharacterized. The coding region runs from base 521 to 1816 and encodes 431 amino acids. Gene Ontology annotation, molecular function: transmembrane transporter activity. The transcript has 4 exons. NCBI's taxonomy places the organism in Eukaryota, Fungi, Ascomycota, Sordariomycetes, Diaporthales, Diaporthaceae. Gene Ontology annotation, biological process: transmembrane transport. Gene Ontology annotation, cellular component: fungal-type vacuole membrane. The record is from RefSeq and is a predicted model, not a curated record.